Molecule: messenger RNA, 1555 nt
Organism: Trifolium pratense (red clover)
Lineage: Eukaryota; Viridiplantae; Streptophyta; Magnoliopsida; Fabales; Fabaceae
Product: glycerophosphodiester phosphodiesterase GDPD1, chloroplastic-like
Exons: 7
Coding region: 177-1322 (381 amino acids)
Biological process (GO): glycerophospholipid catabolic process
Molecular function (GO): phosphoric diester hydrolase activity
Source: RefSeq, a predicted model, not a curated record
ACAUACAACCAGAAUAUUCGAUGCGAAGAUCCCGUUGGCAUUUCUCUUACAAUUUUUUUAUAUAAAUACCUUUCUCUCCCACCUUCAUUCUUCAUCAUCAACAACCAAACCAAACCAAACCUUUUUUUCAUUCAAACAAUCUCUCUCCCACAAAAAAAAAAAAAAAAACAAAAAAAAUGGCUCUCAAAGCCGUCCACGUCUCCGACGUCCCUUCCCUCGAUCUCGUCCCUGAGUCUCCUCUCCUCUCCUCCCGUUUCCCCACCGGUUUGGAGAUGAGAAAUGGUGGAUUCAAGAUGCCGAAGUUUGUUGUUAUUGGACAUAGAGGAAACGGUAUGAAUGUAUUGCAAUCUACGGAUCGGAGAAUGAGAGCCAUCAAAGAAAAUUCCAUCAUGUCUUUCAACGCUGCUUCUUCUUUUCCUCUUGAUUUCAUCGAAUUUGAUGUUCAGGUGACCAAAGAUGACUGCCCAGUCAUUUUCCAUGAUGAUUACAUCUACACUCAAGAAAAUGGUAAUGUAUUUGGCAAGAGAAUACCUGAGUUGUGUUUAUCUGAGUUUCUUUCCUAUGGGAUUCAAAGAGAGCCAGGAAUGGAAGGAAAAAUGUUGGUCAGAAAAACAAAAGAUGGAAAGAUAUUUAAUUGGGAAGUUGAACAAGAUGACACACUUUGUACCCUUCAAGAAGCAUUUCUCAAAGUUGAACCUACUUUGGGUUUUAACAUUGAGUUGAAAUUUGAUGACCAUAUUGUUUAUGAACAAGCUUAUCUUACUCAUGUCCUUCAAGCCAUCUUAAAGGUUGUUACUGAUUAUGCUAAGGAUCGGCCUAUAAUAUUUUCAACUUUUCAACCGGAUGCUGCGGUACUUGUUCGCAAAUUGCAAAGCACCCACCCUGUUUUCUUUUUAACUAAUGGUGGGUGUGAAAUCUAUGAAGAUUUGAGAAGAAACACCUUGGAAGAGGCCUUGAAACUCUGUUUGGAGAAUGGAUUGGAUGGAAUUGUUUCUGAGAUUAAAGGGAUAUUUAAAAAUCCUGGAGCUGUAAGCAAGAUCAAAGAGUCCAAUCUUUCUCUUCUAACAUAUGGCAAAUUAAAUAAUGUUCCAGAAGCGGUUUACAUGCAGCACUUAAUGGGAAUUGAUGGGGUAAUAGUAGAUUUUGUGCAAGAAAUAACAGAGGCUGUUGCAGAUAUGGUGAAACCAACAAAGAAUGGUGAGGAAGAGGGUUUGACUGAAGAAGGGAUUGAGAAGGUGGAAGUGAACAAAUCAAAGCCACAAUUUUCACAGUUGGAGCUUUCUUUUCUUUACAAGCUUAUUCCACAAUUGCUUUUGCUUUAACAAAGAAAAGAGGGUUUUAAAUUUGAUUUGGUACACACAUUGAUGAUAGUUUAGGAGCUUAACUCCUGCUUUUAAUUUUUCUUUUAAUACAAUUUGGGGACAUUUCUAUGAAUGCUUAAUCAUUUGUACAUGUAUAUUUUCUUCUUUUCACUUAGGUUGAAGGAAAUAGUGAUUAUGUAUGAACAAAAAGUUUGGAGGUCCUCCAUUCAAAUAUAACUGAAAUUGACUACAAA